This is a messenger RNA of Nestor notabilis (Kea), 1230 nucleotides long. It is a transcript of the gene CACTIN, whose product is annotated as cactin, spliceosome C complex subunit. Gene Ontology annotation, biological process: negative regulation of innate immune response; mRNA cis splicing, via spliceosome. The record is from RefSeq and is a predicted model, not a curated record. Gene Ontology annotation, cellular component: cytoplasm; spliceosomal complex. Lineage: Eukaryota; Metazoa; Chordata; Aves; Psittaciformes; Psittacidae.
CUCCGAGCGUGAGCGGGACCAGAGGAGAGCCCGGAGCAGGGAGCGGAGGAGGAGGGACAGCUCCAAGUCUUCCGUGUCCUCCGUGAGCUCCCCCUCGCCGCCCCUGGAGACGGGGCAGCAGCUGAGCCUCCAGGAGCGCCUGAGGCUGAAGGAGGAGAAGAAGAAGCAGGCUGCGCUCAUGAAAGCCUUGGAGACGCCCGAGGAGAAGCGGGCUCGACGGCUGGCCAAGAAGGAGGCCAAGGAGAGGAAGAAGCGGGAGAAGAUGGGGUGGGGCGAGGAGUACAUGGGUUACACCAACACCGACAAUCCCUUUGGGGACAACAAUCUGCUGGGCACCUUCAUCUGGAGCAAGGCACUGGAAAAGAAAGGAAUCAGCCACUUGGAUGAGAAGGACCUGAAGGAGAGAAACAAGCGAAUCCAGGAGGACAAUCGCCUGGAGCUGCAGAAGGUGAAGCAGCUGCGCCUGGAGCGAGAGCGGGAGAAGGCGAUGCGGGAGCAGGAGCUGGAGAUGCUGCAGCGGGAGAAGGAGGCAGAACACUUCAAAACCUGGGAGGAGCAGGAGGACAACUUCCACCUGCAGCAGGCCAAGCUGCGGUCCAAGAUCCGGAUUCGGGAUGGGAGAGCGAAACCCAUUGAUCUUCUGGCCAAGUACAUCAGUGCAGAGGAUGACGACCUGGCUGUGGAAAUGCACGAGCCCUACACCUUCCUGAACGGCCUGACCGUCUCCGACAUGGAGGAUCUGGUGGAGGACAUCCAGGUUUACAUGGAGCUGGAGCAAGGGAAGAAUGUGGACUUCUGGAGGGACAUGACCAUCAUCACUGAGGAUGAGAUAGCCAAGCUCCGCAAGCUGGAGGCCUCUGGGAAAGGAGGACCAGGAGAGCGUCGGGAUGGCGUCAAUGCCUCGGUCAGCUCCGAUGUGCAGUCCGUGUUCAAGGGGAAGACGUACAACCAGCUGCAAGUGCUGUACCAGGGCAUUGAGAGCAAGAUCCGGGCAGGAGGCCCCAACCUGGACAUUGGGUACUGGGAGAGUCUGCUGCAGCAGCUGAAGGCUUACAUGGCUCGGGCCAGGCUGCGGGAGCGGCACCAGGAUGUGCUGCGCCAGAAGCUGUACAAGCUGAAGCAGGAGCAGGGUGUGGAGAGUGAACCACUCUUCCCCAUCAUCAAGCAGGAGCUGGCCUCCCCCAGCGACAGGUAGGAAGCCCUUCCCUUGGGCAGCAUCUAGGGCUCUCC